Molecule: messenger RNA, 895 nt
Organism: Onychostruthus taczanowskii (white-rumped snowfinch)
Lineage: Eukaryota; Metazoa; Chordata; Aves; Passeriformes; Passeridae
Product: low affinity immunoglobulin gamma Fc region receptor III-like
Exons: 7
Coding region: 23-895 (290 amino acids)
Biological process (GO): cell surface receptor signaling pathway
Molecular function (GO): transmembrane signaling receptor activity
Source: RefSeq, a predicted model, not a curated record
CAGCGAGUGACAGCCAGAGCUCAUGGCUGGGGACACCGGGAUGGCCGGGAAGGGGGCACUGCUCCUGUGGGCCCAGACCCUCGGCCUCGCUGGUGCCCAGACCACCCAGCUCCUCGUGGAGCCCCCCUGGAGGCCGGCGGUGCUGUGGGACCAGGUGACACUGACCUGCCAGGGCUCGGGGACCGCCGGUGCCACCACCUGGUACAAGGACUGGCGGAGCUGGUGGCCGGAGGGACCCGACAGCCUCACUGUCACCGAGAAAGGCAUCUACACGUGUGACAGAGCCGACACCGGGCACAGCCCCUCCAUGAAUGUCUCAAACGACCCGCUGGUGCUGCAGGUGCCAGCGCGGGCCCUGCUGGAGGGGGACACGGUGACACUGCGCUGCCGGGGCUGGCAGGACAAACGGCUCACAAGUGUGUACUUCUACCGUGAGGAGAAGCAUCUGAGUGCGCCCCAGGCUGGGACCGAGCUGUCCCUGUCCCCCCUGCAGCUGAGCCACAGCGGCCGCUACCGCUGCGGGGGCUAUGUGGAGUCAAAGUGGAAGAAGUCAGAGCUGGUGACAGUGACAGUGCGCAGUGUCCCACCCUCGGGGGUGUCCCUGUCAGCGCAGCCCCCCGGGGGACAGCUGGCACUCGGGGACCGCCUGGUGCUGAGCGUUCUGGGGGCUCAGAGUGUGGGGGGCACCGGUGGAGUUGGGGGCCCUGCGGUGGUGCAGAAGUUUUGGGGGGUUCAGGAAUGCCUGGAGAGUCUUGGGGGAAUCAGGGGCCUGGUGGCUGCCAGGGAGUCCCAGGACAGCCCUGCCCCACCUCAAGAUCCACAAGUGACCAACGCGGAGCUGUCGGGACCCCCCGAGGGACAGCGGGACCCCCGUGACUACGAGAAUGUGCUGUGA